Molecule: messenger RNA, 2374 nt
Organism: Drosophila virilis
Lineage: Eukaryota; Metazoa; Arthropoda; Insecta; Diptera; Drosophilidae
Source: RefSeq, a predicted model, not a curated record
AUGUUACUUGCGGACAAGACUUGGUCGCUUCUUUUGAACAUCAUCAUUGAGAGAUAUUUGCAUGGGACUACGAUUUGUGUUCUGUGGCACGAUGACUACGAGUUUCAGCCCCAGGACUUAGCUGUCGAGUACCCUAGCUUUAUAGAUAUCAACAUUGCCACUCUGGCCAGCAGCUUCGAGGAUAAUGUGGUUGAUGCAUCAACCAAAAGGCAGCAGCUAAAGGAGCGCGACCUCGUGUACGAUGAUUUGUUGCUUAAGCUCACAUUAUCCAUUGAGAUGUCACACUGCGAGAGUUUCCUGGUCUUUGGUGAAUAUAUUCCCCGCUUUGUGGCCGCCUUCACACAGGCAGCCAUGUAUUCCAUAUGGCGCUCGUUACACAACAAAUUCAUAUUUGCACAUGUGGCACAGGAUUUGGAGGAAGCAUGCUGUCGAGACUUCUUUUUCCAGGACCAGCCCAACAUACUCUUUGUGGUGCGCAGUUAUGCGAAUGCGACUGACUUUGAGCUCAAAACCAACAAGUAUGUGGGACCCAGAUCGGAACGGCCGGAUCAGCUGGAGCUACUGGAUCGUUACGAUGCGCUGGACCAGCGAUUUCAGCAUAACAGUUCGCUUUUUCCUGACAAAUUGAGAAACUUGCAGGGACGUGAACUGAUCAUCAAUGGCUUUGACUACAGGCCUUACACGGUCAUCAAAUAUGGCAGUCAGAGCAAUGCGCAUGAUAUUGGAGUGCCCGACGACUCGGAACUAUCUAAAGUGUACAUCGAUGGCACAGAGACGCGUGUAGUUCUCAGCUUUUGCGCCCAAUUCAAUUGUACGGUGCAGAUAGACACAUCCGACGCCUACGACUGGGGCACCAUCUACCCGAACAUGACGGGUGACGGAUCCUUGGGCAUGAUUAUCGAGCAUAAGGUCGACAUUUGUAUUGGCGCAAUGUACUCCUGGUACGAUGACUACACCUACUUAGACCUGUCCAUGUAUCUGGCGCGCUCUGGCAUAACGUGUCUAGUGCCUGCGCCACUGCGUCUGGCCAGCUGGUAUUUGCCGUUGCAGCCGUUUCAAGGUACGCUCUGGGCGGCCGUACUGUUCUGUCUGGGCAUUGAGACGCUGGGCCUGGUGCUGGCGCACAGGCGAGAGCAGGAGCUGUACGCUAACUCAGAUCCAAAGGAAGGCUGGUGGCGCAGCACGAAAUUCGGAUUGGUCACCACCUUCAAGUUGUUCAUAUCGCAGUCGGGCAACAGUAAUGCGCGCUCCGUAACAGUGCGCGUGCUGCUCUUUGCUUGCUUUCUCAACGACAUCAUCAUUACGAGCAUCUAUGGAGGCGGUCUGGCCAGCAUAUUGACCAUACCCAGCCUAGGGGAGGCGGCCGACACGAUGCAGCGUAUGCGUAGCCAAAAACUACAAUGGGCAGCUAACUCACAAGCGUGGGUCUCAUCGAUUCGUGGCUCUGAUGAUCCGCUAGUGCACGAGCUUCUGAGCAACUUUCACGUCUACACCGAUGACCAAUUACUCGACUUGGCGCAGCGGGAUCGUAUGGGAUUCACCGUGGAGCGUCUGCCUUUCGGUAUGCAGUUGCUCACUUUUUUAUACACAUUCCACACACCAAGUGUAUUUUCCUUAGGUCACUUUGCCAUUGGCGAUUACCUGACCGGGCAGGCCAUCGAACGCAUGGUUAUUAUGCAGGAGGAUCUGUACUAUGAGUACACAGUGGCAUUCGUGCCACGUCUGUGGCCACUGCUCGAGCGUUUUAAUGCGCUGGUCUAUCGUUGGCACUCGUCCGGGUUCGACAAGUACUGGGAGUACCGUGUGGUGGCCGACAAUCUCAAUGUCCAGAUACAGCAGCAGGUGGAGAGCACCAUGUCAGGCGGCGGUCAGGAGGAUAUAAAUAUUGAGCCAGUCACUCUGGCCAUGUCCAACUUUGCCGGUAUAUUGUUGGUUUGGGUCCUGGGCGUUACCGUGGCUUUAAUGGCAUUCGUAGCCGAAUUGAUGGCUGCCAAGGUCAAAAGACGGCGAAUCAUGAGGUUCUAACAAACGUAUCUGAGUAGCUGAGUAUUGCGAAACCCUUUUGCGCAAUGUUUUGCAAUCAUCGGCAUCAAGAGAUUUCACUUUAUGUAGCUCAACACAGUUAUAUCUUGGGGCACUGCUGAUCUAAGACAGUGUCAAGCGGCGCAAUGGUUUAUUUAAUGGUAGUUUCACUGAGCGACGCGCCAUAUUCAAAGGGCCAACGCGCGACGAUCUUCAGAGAUGUUGCCGACCAGAUGUUGCGGUAGACCCGGCGACAUGCGGAAGUUUCGUGAAAGUUCUCAGACUCUGCGAUUUAUGCACUUAAAAAACUAAAAUAUAUUUCUUUUACUUCACCGAGCUUUAAUGGCAUAGA